AUGGCGCCCGGCAAGAAACCUCGUGCAUCUUUCGAUUCCUUCAUUGAGGCUGAACGUCUUGAACGAAGGAAAAAGGAAAACCAGACACUUGCAAACCAACUCUUGAGCAAAAAGAGCAGACGCGCGAGCGCUCCUGGUCCUGGGAUCGGAAACAAGAAAGCGCCUGCGGAGAAGAGUUUGGCUAGUCGGAUUGGUGUUACUAAGCGCUCUGCGUCAACAUCGUCGAAACCAAAAUUUAACCCCCUCGUCGCUGCUCGCUCCGCCGCCGCCUCGUCGACACGCGGUGCACGACCAGGUCUGUCUGGUAGUAUCCGACGCACUCGCGAAGACCGCAUGCUCGCCGAUAUCAACGCUGGGAAUGACGUGCAAGUGAAAAGCAAUGUUACCGGAAAAGGAAUCUCUAUCAAGGGAACGGGCUCUGGUCCCUUCGUGGUCCUGGCCAGGAACUUUGCGCCAGGCACGAAUGCUGCCGAUAUCGAGGCCGCUCUGGAACCCGUUGCUGGGAAGAUUCAAGGAGUGAAUAUUCAAACCUUUACGCCCUAUGUUAGCGCGGAGAUUGCGUGUGCUGAGAAGUGGGGGGCUGAGGCUAUCGUGGCACAAUUUCAUGGUCAAAAGGCGGAUGGCAGAGUUCUGCAUCUCGAAUACAAAGGCACCAACUUUUCGUCCUUCAACCCUCCAACCGCCCCUCGUGGCGCUUCCAACUACGACCAUUUCAGAGAACAAGCAAACCGCGAGCGCAUAGAAAGCAGAAAAGCCGAGGUGCAAGAUGGCAGACCGGGAUUCGACGAGAACAGUAACAGAGGCCGCUUCGGACGAGGAGGAAGAGGUCGCGCAUCCAACGGAGCAAACCGCAACCAGCAGAGUAAUGGGUUGUACAGCGACGAGAUGAUGGUUGAUGCCCCGGCGGCGUCUGCUUCACAGCGAGGACGAAAGACUCGUUAG
Talaromyces rugulosus is the source of this 942-nucleotide messenger RNA. RefSeq lists its product as uncharacterized. The record is from RefSeq and is a predicted model, not a curated record. Bases 1 to 942 code for a protein of 313 amino acids. Lineage: Eukaryota; Fungi; Ascomycota; Eurotiomycetes; Eurotiales; Trichocomaceae. The transcript has 4 exons.